This is a messenger RNA of Prorocentrum cordatum, 573 nucleotides long. The record is from the annotation of a GenBank genome assembly. NCBI's taxonomy places the organism in Eukaryota, Dinophyceae, Prorocentrales, Prorocentraceae.
GUGCAGUUGCCACUGAAGUUCAAUGCGCUUGCGACGGCCACGCGCAGUGCACGCCCGCAAACACUGGACAGGCGCGCCGUGCCGGCGGCGCCGGUGGCGACCUCCUCGGCGACCUCGGAGUGUUCCGUCGGCUCGCAGGGCACGUCCGGGGAGAACUCCCUCCGGGGCACCUCGACGGUCUGCAGCCUGAGUUCGCACGGGCUUACGCCUUGCAGCGCCAUGGCUUCGGCCGCGGCCAAGGGCAACCAGCUUGCCGGAGCGGGCGAGCCUCCUGCGUCGGAGCCAAGGCCCCAGCCGGAGGAGAGCCCCCGGCGCGGCCUGGCGCGCGCGGUCUCGCCCGCGCGCUCGGCGUCGCCGAGCAGGGGCUUCCCGGGCUCCCUGCAGGUGCGCCUCGGGAUCGUCCCGCCGCCCAUGGGGGUGAUCUCCGCUGCGCAGGCUCCACAGGCCCCGCGCGCGCAGCUGGUGCGCAUGCCGCAGGCCGGCCCGCAGCUGCUCCAGGGCGUCGCGCAGCCGCAGCCUUGGCCCGCUCCGCAGGUGCAGGUGCACCCGCAGGUGCCCGGCCGCCCUGCCUGA